CAUAUGUAAAAAGCUUUUAAGCUUUAAUUCAAUUGGAAAUUGGAAAGUAGUAGUCACUCCGUAACCGUAAAGUAGUAAACAUGCCAGAAAACCUGUUUAAUAUAGAAUCACAAGACUUGCCCCAACAAAAAAGAUACCACAAUGAUUCCAUCACUUUCCCAACAGUUAUAAUCCCCAACACACAAUCCACAGAUGAUUUAAAAAGUAGCAUUCGUGAUCACAAACCAUAUUUAGAAUCCAUACUGCAUACGAAUGGUGCCAUUCUAUUCCGUGGCUUCACAUCUGUUUCCUCUGCUUCUGACUUCAACGACGUCGUCGAAGCCUUUGGUUAUGAUGAGCUCCCUUACGUCGGCGGGGCUGCUCCUCGUACAAACGUUGUCGGUCGUGUUUUCACUUCUAAUGAAUCCCCACCAGAUCAAAAGAUCCCCUUCCAUCAUGAAAUGGCCCAGGUACCUACGUUUCCAUUGAAGGUGUUUUUCUUUUGUGAAGUGGAACCGAAAAUUGGGGGCGAAACCCCUAUUGUGUUAAGCCAUAUUAUUUAUGAUAAGAUGAAACUUAAGUAUCCCGACUUCGUUGACAAAUUGGAAAAAGAUGGAUUGAUAUAUACACGAGUUCUGGGGGAAGACGACGAUCCGUCUUCCCCCAUUGGUCGCGGAUGGGUAUCCACGUUCAUGACCAAAGACAAAGCGGUCGCUGAAGAAAGGGCUGAGAAGCUUGGAAUGAAGCUGGAAUGGACAGAUGAUGGAGUGAAGACAGUCAUGGGGCCGAUCCCGGCUAUCAAGUUUGAUGGAACUAGGCAAAGGAAGAUAUGGUUUAACAGCAUGGUGGCAGCUUAUACUGGAUGGGAAGAUGCGCGGAAUGAUCCUGUCAAGGCGGUGACUUUUGGCGAUGGUACGCCUUUGCCUGCACAUGUUAUACAUGAUUGUUUGAAGAUUUUGGAGGAGGAAAGCGUGGCAAUACCGUGGCAGAAAGGUGAUGUUCUGCUGCUGGAUAAUUUGGCAGUUCUUCAUUCCCGUCGGGCAUUUGAGCCGCCUCGUCGUGUUUUGGCUUCUCUUUGCAAGUGAAGGGGGAACAUUGGCUUGUUUACCUUAUACCAGUGUUAUUAUGUAUUGAUAUGAUAUGAUAAGAAGCUGCAUUUGUGAUUCUUAUCUCAAGUUUAAACUAAAUAAAGAGCUUCAUGUAAUAAUUUACAUCAA
This is a messenger RNA of Erigeron canadensis, 1196 nucleotides long. RefSeq names its product clavaminate synthase-like protein At3g21360. Bases 81 to 1064 code for a protein of 327 amino acids. The record is from RefSeq and is a predicted model, not a curated record. NCBI's taxonomy places the organism in Eukaryota, Viridiplantae, Streptophyta, Magnoliopsida, Asterales, Asteraceae. Gene Ontology annotation, molecular function: oxidoreductase activity. The transcript is spliced from 3 exons.